This is a messenger RNA of Mollisia scopiformis, 1035 nucleotides long. RefSeq lists its product as uncharacterized. NCBI's taxonomy places the organism in Eukaryota, Fungi, Ascomycota, Leotiomycetes, Helotiales, Mollisiaceae. Bases 43 to 867 code for a protein of 274 amino acids. The record is from RefSeq and is a predicted model, not a curated record. The transcript has a single exon.
CCUCGUCAUGCAAAGUUCAAUUCGACAAUUGAGACAUUCAACAUGGAGUCGAUAUCAUCACAAACCUUGACCACCGAUACGCAUCAAUUCCAUCAUUUUCAAAAGCUUCCUGAGCACAUCCGCGAAAAGAUCUGGACACAUGUUGCGUACUUCCCUCGCGUGGUCAGUGUUUUGGAAAGACAUUACCUGAAGAGUACCUUGGACAAUGGAUCAGAUGAGACUGAAAUGUUCCGGCUUUCACGGAAUCCGCUUAUGAUGACUGCAUGUUCCGAGUCUCGUCGCGUGGCUCUCAGUAUCUAUUCUCGAAUCGACAAAGAAGUGUUACGAUGGCCCUCAAGUCCAACGAAGCCAACCUACGUGAAUCCCGACGUCGACAUCAUAUAUCGCGGAAGGACAAGCUGUCGAAAAGGAGAUGCUUUUCGCAUGCGGUGUCAGGAAUGGGCAGUCGAUCAGCUACCUAUAGCGUUUACACGCACGUUGGCUGUUGAUCUCACAGCAUUAACUCGGCCCCGAGAGCUCUCUCACAUGCCGUCUCGAGCUAUUCGAAAACUUUCCAAAGCCGCGAGAUCCGAGGAGGAGGGUGCACUGAUGAUUUCUACAAUCACAGAAGCGCUCCGUAAGCAGACAUAUAUUGACAUUGGCCUCUGUUGCAAGAAGGGAUUGCAGGAGAUCGUCGUCGUCGUUGGGAACGACGAGGACAAGCCAGAUUUCAAUUUGAUACCGCUCGAGCAUAGUAAUCUCCAUGGCUCAAUGCGAGGGCAGAUGGCGCUGGCUGCGAUUGAUACUUUUUCUCGGGGUCUGGCAGAACAUUGGACUGCUAAAGAGAUAAAGCAACGGAUACCGGAUUUUCGAGCCCGGGAAUGUUGAAAUGUUAUUCAGAGAUGCAGUACAGAGAAAAAUCGACGACUAGCAAGAUGAAAAUUUAAUGUUAACUUUUUGUAGUGGAAACUUGCUUCUCAGGUUCCGCGAGUGGUUACAUUCUUGAAUGACCCUGAAGCGUACGAUGACAUAGAAUUUCCUGCGAACCGACCUUCU